Mesocricetus auratus (golden hamster) is the source of this 8399-nucleotide messenger RNA. It is a transcript of the gene Mcc, whose product is annotated as MCC regulator of WNT signaling pathway. The record is from RefSeq and is a predicted model, not a curated record. NCBI's taxonomy places the organism in Eukaryota, Metazoa, Chordata, Mammalia, Rodentia, Cricetidae. Gene Ontology annotation, cellular component: cytoplasm. Bases 1461 to 3938 code for a protein of 825 amino acids. Gene Ontology annotation, molecular function: calcium ion binding. The transcript is spliced from 17 exons. Gene Ontology annotation, biological process: negative regulation of canonical Wnt signaling pathway.
AAUUCUAACAUUUUGGGCAUGAGAUAGCCUCGAUUGUCAGUGUUUCUGCUUUAGAAGAAACUAUCUCUAGAAAUACACACCAGACUUGAUGACUGUGUGGAAUUCAGACUGGAGAAUCUGAGGACCCAGUGAACACGAGGAAGUCAGGCUUCCCAGGUUAAGAAACCAGGGAAACGGUUUGGGGAAGCUGCUGGCGCUGCCCCAUCUUCAGAUGUUCCUGGGUAUCUGACAGACCGUGGCGGUCUUCAGGCUCCCCUAACUAGAGUUAAACUGGACAGAUGAGCACUGAGGCCUCCAGGCUUUCUGCUUUUUCAAAGUUGGAGCCUCAGUAGGGGCUGUAAUUUUGAAGUGAAAGGAUGACCCCUCUGAGUGGUUGAGUUCACUGGCCGAAUGUAAGUGAUGACCAGUGAUCUCUCUCGAGGAGCAGACGGGCCCCAUCUGAAGUGAAGAUAAGCUUCUGCAGACUCUGGUUCUCCUCAGGCAUUCCCAUCAUGCAAAGGGUGAUCAGGCAGUGAGACCCCAGUGCACUGUGCUGUUAGAUGACAUGGUGUGAAACCCGCGGUCACCAUUUUAUUCACUCUUCUUCCUUUAGUACCUAUACGUACUAUUGAGUAAUGUAAGUUCUCAAGAGCUAAGUUCCAUUAAAGUGUGUAUUUCUCAUUCACUUUUUAGAAUCUAAGUCACUUGCGGGGCCAAAUAAGAUUUAAUUACCAAGUAAGAUGAUAUAUAUAUACCUCCAUGUGUUUGUAUUUGGAAUCUAAGUAACAGGGAGGCAGGUAAUUCAUUUAGAGAUGGGUACUUCUUUGACUUUUUACCUCGUGUACUGAAACUGUACCUUAAAAAAAACCGACUAUGGGGUGGGAAGGAUUAGAAUGUGCAUUGUUCUCUGAAUCGGUUUCCUUUUUCCAGUGGAGCCCAUUUUUGCUUUGAACAAAUAGGAGCAGAGUCAUCUACUCUGAACAUUCCAGAACUGUGGAGCAGAGCCCAAGAGCAGGACUUCAGGCAGGUUUUUUUAGGACUGUCAUUGGUGGCAGCUCCCAUGAGACCCCCUGCGCCUCAGGCACCCAGCCCAGUGCAGACUAAUUGCAUCAACCGUGGUUCUGCCUCCACCCACAGUCAGUCAUCUCCAGUGCAUCAUUUGCUGUAGACCUGAAGCUGCUUUUGGUGGCUUGUAUUUUCUUGCAGUCUGCACAUCCGGAAUCCACGCACAAGUACUUUGUUAUGAACAAGGCUGGGUGUGGCAUAGAGUUUCCUUGAGGAAAUGGGCAGGAAGGAGUCCCGUUUUAACUCAGGUUGUUUUCUAUUUUUAAUACCUGAACUUAACAUGGCUUUCUGGUCUUCUCUUCUAUUGGAAGUUGAAAACUUGGGGGGUCUUGGCUGUGUCAAAGGCCUGUCUAAGGGAACCUGUCUUGGCACCUUGACAUUAGCAUGGCCCUGCAGUACCAUUCAACUCUGAUCUGAUGCAGACUGGCUGCAUCCAGGCACGUUUCACAAAGGAGGCACAGCUCCACUUGGCAGCCCUGGCAUCACUCAAGGGAGACAUAGUAGAGCUCAACAAGCGCCUGCAGCAAACAGAGCGGGAACGGGACCUUCUGGAAAAGAAGUUGGCCAAGGCACAGUGUGAGCAGUCACACCUCAUGAGAGAGCAUGAAGACGUCCAGGAGCGCACGACACUUCGCUAUGAGGAGCGCAUCACAGAACUCCACAGCAUCAUUGCAGAGCUCAACAAGAAGAUAGACCGCCUGCAAGGCACCACCAUCAGGGAGGAAGAUGAAUACUCAGAACUGCGGUCAGAGCUCAGCCAGAGUCAACAAGAGGUCAACGAGGACUCCAGAAGUGUGGACCAAGACCAGACCUCUGUGUCCAUCCCUGAAAACCAGUCCACUAUGGUCACUGCUGACAUGGAUAACUGCAGUGACCUGAACUCGGAACUGCAGAGGGUCCUGACGGGGCUGGAGAGUGUCGUCUGCGGCAGGAAGAAGAGCAGCUGUAACCUCUCUGUAGCCGAGGUGGACAGGCACAUCGAGCAGCUCACCACGGCCAGCGAACACUGUGACUUGGCCAUCAAGACAGUUGAGGAGAUUGAGGGAGUUCUUGGUCGGGACCUUUAUCCCAACCUGGCUGAGGAGCGUUCCCGGUGGGAGAAAGAGCUGGCUGGACUGCGGGAAGAGAAUGAAAGCCUGACGGCCAUGCUGUGUAGCAAAGAAGAGGAGCUGAACCGGACCAAGGCCACUAUGAAUGCCAUCCGCGAGGAGCGCGACAGGCUCCGGAGACGGGUCCGAGAGCUCCAAACUCGACUGCAGAGUGUCCAGGCCACUGGACCUUCUAGCCCUGGUCGCCUCACUUCUGCCAAUCGCCCGAUUAACCCCAGCACUGGAGAGCUAAGCACCAGCAGUAGCAGCAAUGACAUCCCCAUCGCCAAGAUUGCUGAGAGAGUGAAGCUAUCAAAGACCAGAUCGGAAUCAUCAUCGUCUGACCGGCCAGUCCUGGGAUCAGAAAUCAGUAGCAUUGGGGUUUCCAGCAGCGUGGCAGAGCACCUGGCCCACUCACUUCAGGACUGUUCCAAUAUCCAGGAAAUUUUCCAAACACUCUACUCCCAUGGAUCUGCCAUCUCCGAAAGCAAGAUUAGAGAGUUCGAGGUGGAAACGGAACGGCUGAAUAGCCGGAUUGAGCACCUCAAAUCCCAAAAUGAUCUCCUCACCAUAACCCUGGAGGAAUGUAAAAGCAAUGCCGAGAGGAUGAGCAUGCUGGUGGGAAAAUACGAAUCCAACGCCACAGCGCUGAGGCUGGCCUUGCAGUACAGUGAGCAGUGCAUAGAAGCCUAUGAACUCCUGCUGGCACUGGCUGAGAGCGAGCAGAGCCUCAUCCUGGGGCAGUUCCGGGCAGCUGGCGUGGGUUCCUCCCCUGGAGACCAGUCAGGGGAUGAGAAUAUCACUCAGAUGCUCAAGCGGGCUCACGACUGCCGGAAGACUGCUGAGAAUGCCGCCAAAGCCCUGCUUAUGAAGCUGGACGGCAGCUGCGGGGGAGCCUUCGCUGUGGCCGGCUGCAGUGUUCAGCCCUGGGAGAGCCUGUCCUCCAACAGCCAUACCAGCACCACCAGCUCUACAGCCAGCAGCUGCGACACAGAGUUCACUAAAGAAGAUGAGCAGAGGCUGAAGGAUUACAUCCAGCAGCUCAAGAACGACAGAGCUGCCGUCAAGCUGACCAUGCUGGAGCUGGAGAGCAUCCACAUCGAUCCGCUCAGCUAUGACGUCAAGCCAAGGGGCGACAGCCAGAGGCUGGACCUGGAGAAUGCUGUGCUGAUGCAGGAGCUGAUGGCCAUGAAGGAGGAGAUGGCUGAGCUGAAGGCACAGCUCUACCUGCUGGAGAAAGAGAAGAAGGCCCUGGAGCUGAAGCUGAGCACCCGGGAAGCGCAGGAGCAGGCCUACCUGGUGCACAUCGAGCACCUCAAGUCCGAGGUGGAGGAGCAGAAGGAGCAGAGGAUGCGGUCCCUGAGCUCCACCAGCAGCAGUGGCAAGGAGAAGCCUGGCAAGGAAUGUGCUGACGCUGCCUCCCCAGCGUCACUGCCACUGGCUGAAGUAAGGACGAGCAGUGACAGUGAGCUAGCCACAGAGUUUGCCAGUGCCAUCCGACGAGAGAAGAAGCUGAAGGCCAGAGUUCAAGAGCUGGUCAGCGCUUUGGAAAGACUCACCAAAAGCAGUGAGAUCCGACACCAGCAGUCAGCAGAGUUUGUUAAUGACCUAAAACGGGCCAACAGUAACCUGGUGGCUGCCUAUGAAAAGGCAAAGAAGAAGCACCAAAACAAGCUCAAGAAGCUGGAAUCUCAGAUGAUGGCUAUGGUGGAGCGGCACGAAACCCAAGUGAGAAUGCUCAAGCAAAGGAUAGCUCUGCUGGAGGAAGAGAAUUCCAGGCCGCACACCAACGAAACUUCACUGUGACAGGCAUCCGGCCCCAAAGCUCAGCCUCAAGGGGCUAAACCCCAGCAGCUCUUAAGUCCUCAGUGGAGACUGGGCCCAAGGAAGGGGAAGGUUGCAGACAGGUCACAGGCUCCACCCUUGGCGUGAGUGGUCACCAUGGCACUGUGGACUCUACGCACAGGUCCCGGCUGCUCCAGGCCUGGCCACAGAGGGCAUCAGCAAUGGCCCCAGCUUAGCCAUGUCGUUUGUGGUUUCACCACUCAAGUUCUCAUGCGCUCACUUGUUCUGUGUAGCAGUAGGAAUCCUGGCAUUUGGUUUUAUGCAGACUCCUGAGCCAUUUUUGCCUUUCUUUUUUUGUUGUUUUUACUUUUCAUAGACUGGACUUUUCUUUUGAAACCUGGAUUCUUCCUUCCUCCUUCAAGGGAAAAUGUGUCUCCAGCAUCUAGGGCUGGCAGCCCACUGCAGCACAAGGCUCUGGCUUCCAGGUCUUUGGUACCUGAUUCCUGAGGUCCAGUCACAUAGAGGCAUUAGUUGAGUUAUGAUAUAUAUAUUUAUAUAUAAAUAAUAUCUCGAAGCCAAGAUUUUACCAGGGGUUUCUUCCAGGGCAGAGAAAAGCGGUUUUAGUUCUUUCCCAGUCCCAGGCACCACAGUUCCUAUUCCGAAUCAAACCUAGCCACUUGGAGCAGGUAUGUAGUGUGUAGCUGGGCCCUGCCUCUCUAAGAGCAAGAGGCUUUACAUUGUUGGACACUGAAGAGACCUUUAAUGUUGUACAAGACGGUUCCCACCUGUUUGAGUGCCACUGAACCUUUAGUCCCCAACAUCAUGAAGGGGAUUGGGUGAGGAAAUGGCUGAUAGGCCUCUUCUGUCCCUCCAGAUGUGAUUUCAAGCUAAAUGGUGACCAAGAUGCAUGACCUAAGUACCUGAACUCCUCUAGGAGGGCAUCCUAGAAUAAAUGUUUCCUAUUUGUAGCCUUCACCGUUUUGACUUCUACUGCUCACAGAUACAAUUAGAGAACAGUUUGGCCUUUCUCCACCUGUAGUCCCCAAGAUGCUACCCAUCUGCCAUGAGCAAUGGGUCCACUGUCCUGACUAGACACUAUGAUGAUACUAUAGACUCGAGGCUAUGGGUGGGUCUGCUUUCAGAAAGCAGACUACGAUCCUCAGCCUUCCGUGAGUGAGGGAAAGAUGCUCAGGCCUUCUCCUACAAUGGCUAGCCCACAAAGCCCAACGGCCCUUCUUUCUCAGACCAGUACCAAGUUUUACUUAUCCUGCCAACAGAAACAAUUUGUCAAGGAUCUUGCGUGUUUAUGGCUUUCUAUCUAGCCUUUCAUCAAUAACUGUAAUUACUUUUGGGGUAAAAGUUGUAUUUUAUCAUGAGGAAAAUGCCUCCCCACAACCCCAAGAUUGAAUAGAUAAAAUUACCCUUCAGUUAGCUUCAGGAAAUGUGUGCCCCAAGCAAAUGGGAUGGCCAUGGCUGUCCUGGUUGAGGAGACACUACUUUCCAGGUAAGGGACGAGUGCUCGGCUUCCUGUUCUGUGCAUCAGAUUCAGUGACAGCAUGUGCUGCUCAAAUGGAUCUCGAGCAGGAUGCUGGGAAGGACAGUGAGGCUCAAGCAGGGAGGAGUCUGCCCACGCGCUGAGUGUCCCCCCAACCCCCCUCCCGGAAAAACCAGAGAACCUAUGCUUCUAGAUCCGUAGUUCCUACACAAAGAACCCAAAGCAACAAUCCUACCUGGCCUUUGAGUUUCUAAGUACAUAAAUAUAUGGUGACCUGGUGAAAACUAAGUGGGAAGGGACUAUGCACUCUUUUCCUUGUAAUCUCCAAUCUUUGUUUAGGGCUGAAGCAGCAGGCUCUGAUUAUGUGAACUGUCUCACUGAUUAAAAUACAUGAUAGCAGGUGCCUAAACAAUUUUCCUUUGUGUUUAACCUGACUCUUCUGAACCUACUUUUAAAUAAGGAAUGGCUUUCAUUAACAUGUCUAUUGCUACCAAAAUUAUCUUCAUUUUAAUUUGUAUGUGGUUCAGAAUGUUUUAUUUUUGAAACCCCCACUACUACCCAGUCUUUUUUUUUUUUUUUUGGUUUUUCGAGACAGGGUUUCUCUGUAUUGUUUUGGAGGCUAUCGGUCCAGCCCAGCCUAGAACUCAGAGAUCCGCCUGCCUCUGCCUCCCGAGUGCUGGGAUUAAAGGCGUGCGCCACCACCGCCCGGCACUACCCAGUCUUGAGUGGUUGUUCCUCUCCCCUUUACUAAUCAAAGCCAAUUGUGGCUCAUAAAUAAAUAAGCAGAAUCAAAGGGCCCAUUAGGGACCUUUGUAGGUUCCCUUGGACUAUACUUCCAUUGUGAAGUGGGGCAGACAAACUCCAAUAGGGCAGCGGUCCCAGGAGGAUCUAUCCAUGACUGGCUCUGGUUUGCUGCGAACAACCCCAUGUGCAUCAGCCCAACUUGCCUUGCAACAGUCAGAAAGCCUGCAUCGGACUCACAAAGGCAGUCAUGUGAUCAGAUUGAGGUUUAUCCCUGUCUCUGUGCCAUCCAUACUCCAGGCCUAAAUGAGUGUCACAUGUCACCAGUGGAGGCAAAGAACUUUCACUCACUCUCAUCUGCUGCUGUGGCACAUUUCUUAAUGCGUGUGGCCAGAAACUGGAUGCCACAUUUAACUGACACUUAGUUCUCCUUUCAGACGCAUGAACUUAUUACAAGGGCUUUGGAGAACUCUAAAGUAGAGCUUUGUCCAGGUUCUGUAAGAAGAGCAGUCCAAGGCAUAGCCUUAGGCUUUUAUUCAUUCUAAAGGAAACCUUUAACAUUUAAAGGAAACCUGAGACUACUGGAAGUCCUCUAGUUCCUGCAUACACAAACAUUACCUGAAAAGAAAAAAACAAAACUAUUAGUUUGCUGCAGGGUUGGAAUGCCUGCAUCACUGGCAUGAACUGAAAACUGCCAGGCUUCUGUACCCACAAAGAAUUCUAUGCAAUGAUAUAAACUGUGUAAACUACUUCAGAGCUGCCAGGAGUCUGGGUUAUCACGCUCAUGUUGUAAGUGAAGGGUAGAGAAAAUCAUCAAGACAGUAACAAAAACACAACUCUUACUUGUCAAAACACUUCCAUACAUGCUUUUAAUUAUAAACUUGUAACUGGGAGUACGUUCCAGGCAUUGAGCACAGUGCCCUAAGUAGUAAAAACAAACAAAACCAAAAGCCAGUGUUCACUAAGUGUACAGUGUCACCUACUGAACUACACAGUUUUUUAGGGCCCAACAGAACAAGUGUACGAUGGCUAGAAUUUCUGCCCUGAUCUUCAUUAGGAUGUGGUCCUAGGGAAGGAGUGGGCACGAGCUCAAGUGACAUCAGUACUUCCUGUGGCACACUGCAGCUUCUAGAACAAGAUAAUUGUGGAAGAAAUCAACCAUUAAUUUGGGUUCAGCCAAUAGAACCUCCAUGACAAAGAGUGACAGAACAGCAUCUUGACCACAGCUUGCGAAUGCUGGAGAGCAAGCAUGGCUUUCUGUAAUAACCCUCCAAUGUGUGCAGAGUUGUGUCCCCAUGGCCUCUGAACUCUGGCCUCCUGUUUCACUUAUUUUUGAAACACCUUUGUAUUCAUUUAGAAAUAUGUCUGCUGCCAAUAGCCUAUAUGAGAUUCUCUGACCCCAGCAUAACCGAGCACACUUGUAUAGAAGACGUUUUCAUAUGGUGGCAAACAUUACAAUUUUGGUAAUCCAGUAUAAUCUUAACACCUUCUCUGAUAUUUUAUACAUUUGUACAAGAAACAAACAAAACCCAAAAAAACUUGGUCCCAGAACCAUGAACCACUGUUGGAUAAUGACACCCGUGACUUACCAUUUGAUCUUCCUGUAGCUCAUGUGAAGCUCCUGGAACUGUCUGAUCAGCAAACUGCACGCAAGUUCUGUAGAGAACUCCACACCUACAGAGACACUGGGAGCUAUGUUUCUGCUCUAUCGUUUGCCUUUCCCAUGGUCAGGAGGAAAACAUUUGUAGAGUCCAUAGCCUUCCUUUGCAAUGCUCCCAUCAAGAGCCGUGGUGACCUAAUUUUAUUCGGACCUGAUGCAAAGACUACAAACCAUGUUCACUUCUAUUUCUAAUCUGCUUUUAGACACAUUAACUUACUUUGCAUGAAAUUUAAUUUUUUAUCAAUUGAAAGUGCUUUGAUAUCAGUUGAAUUAGGAAACCCUGCCUUGAAUGUCCUGUUAUUAAAGCACACCUGGCUGUGUUUGCAUCUGUCAGUACUGUUCUGUUUGUACCGGAAGUCUCAUCUUAAAGUGGCUACUAAACACUGUACUAUACAUACCUUGUAAUUUUUUAGGCUCACUUGAAGCUUUAAAUGUUUCCAGAUGCCUCUAGUUUUAGCUGCUGUAAAAUAGCUACUUUGUGUUAUUUGAUAUAGAAUUGUUUAAAAAAAACUCCACUUAUUUAUACAGAGACAUUUAUAAUAUUUUACAAACAUUCUUAUAUUCUGAAUAAAUAUUUCUAAUUCCA